Cyclospora cayetanensis is the source of this 1593-nucleotide messenger RNA. RefSeq lists its product as uncharacterized. Bases 1 to 1593 code for a protein of 530 amino acids. NCBI's taxonomy places the organism in Eukaryota, Apicomplexa, Conoidasida, Eucoccidiorida, Eimeriidae. The transcript has 5 exons. The record is from RefSeq and is a predicted model, not a curated record.
AUGAAGCCCUCUAGCUCCUUUGCGUCUCAUUCCAAUGGCAGCAAAUCCCCUGCGUUGACGCCCCUGGAGGAGAAGCCGUUUUCUCAGCUGGAGGCAGGCGCGAUGGAGGCACCGGCUCUCAACCUUGAAGAAAACGAUGACUGCAUCUUCACUGGCGUUGUGCCAGAGAACCAGGCAUAUGUUCGAAAAACUGUAGAGCUAUCGCCUACGCAAUGGGCAGAGCACGUUCACAACGAAGUGUAUGUGAACAAUUCUUUAAAGGCAUACCAAACCACGACGGACCCCGGAAGGGAGCGGGAAUUUGGGCUGACCUUCAAGCUGCCUUCCACCCUAGCGAGCAGCGGAAGCGCAAAUUUAAGCCUUACCAAGAUUUGGGAUGGGUUCUCGCAUGGCUGGACGUGCGAGUCUCAUAUGUUGACUGUGAUCCGUUUGACGGACGAUAAGUAUCUGCACGGGCGCAACUCCUCCAGCGAAUCCAACGACUACUUGUAUUUGCCCAUCGGUUUUGAUUUAGAAGAGUACAAGCUAGAUAUCAGCUCGUUGGUGUAUGGAAAGAAUCUUAAAGGCAGCUAUUUGCACCUUUUGUUCAGGGAGAAGGAAAAUGGCUGCCUCUCCGAAUUCGAUACUCCAAAGUCCAACUUUGGCCCAAAGUUAAGUGUGGAAACGGAGGAAAGCGACGCUACUGACGCCGUGUAUGGCGAAUGGGGGCCUUUCUCGGAUUGCCGUGUCUCUUGUGUAACAAAGGUGAACUACCAGUGCAGAAAGCGCACUUGCACACCGGGUGUAAGCAGUGGGGUUUCGUGCAAAAUGGAGCGCAUGGUCGACAAGCAACCGUGCUCGGACUCCCAGGUCUCAUCGCCGUGCACCUGUGAUAAACUUAUUGAAGAAAACGCUUGUCCUGAGAAUUCGUCUUGCAACUCUUCGGUUGCCAACAAUGUUAUGUGCAACUGCUCUGGAAAGUUCACAAGGCUCGAUGUAUCCACCAAGACUGUUUGCGAAGGGACCUUCUCUUGUGCAUGUGGCUUCUGCUGUGCAGCAGCAGCGGCAGGAAGCGAUAGCACCACCACAAGUGCCGAGGAGUCCAGUAGCACGAAUGUCAUUUGGAUCAUCCUGGGCAUCGCGGGCGUGGUCGUCGUGGUUGGGAGCUUUGCUCUGCUAUGUGUGAAAAAGAAACCUCUAAGUGAUGCGGAUUUGCUGAACGCCAACUUAAACCCCCAAACUGGGGAGCUAGCUCCAGGAACUGCAGAACUUGGUGCUGGAAUGUUUUGGCCCCAGCAGCCGGGGAUGCUUAGGGGGCCACCGGCAAUGGGCGCACCUCACGGUUUCCCUCCUAUUGGAGGGCCUCCUAUGGGAGGGCCUCCUAAGGGAGGGGGUGUUCCCGGGAUGCUACAGAUAGGUACUACGAGUUCAUUCGCUUUCGUUGAUGCUCGCUGCUCUAGUAUUGGCAGGGCAUCCACCCUCGCAACGCUUAAUGUCAGAAUGGCACCGCCACACUCCCGAUCAUUCACAUUAUAUUGGCUAAGUGGCAACAAUGCAAAACAUGUCGUAACGGGUAGGUUGCCGCCCAUCUGUGCAGCUUCAGAAAUAAAUUAA